Micropterus salmoides (largemouth bass) is the source of this 4419-nucleotide messenger RNA. RefSeq names its product ninein-like protein. Gene Ontology annotation, molecular function: calcium ion binding. The record is from RefSeq and is a predicted model, not a curated record. Gene Ontology annotation, cellular component: centrosome. NCBI's taxonomy places the organism in Eukaryota, Metazoa, Chordata, Actinopteri, Centrarchiformes, Centrarchidae. Gene Ontology annotation, biological process: microtubule anchoring at centrosome.
UGCCAGGCUGUGUCCGAGGAGCGCUCGGUUCGCUCCACCUCGCCGUCCCUGCUGAUGGCUACCGUGGGUCAGAGAGUCCUCAGCUGGCUGGACGAGGGCUCAGGAUGCACCAGCCCCGAGCGGGUCGUUGCCCUCUGGACCGAGGAGGGCAUCAGGAACAGCCGGGACAUCCUGCAGGCUCUGGACUUCCCUCUGGAGGAGCGGCUUAGUCUGGCAGACCUGACUCUGGCCCUGGACAACGAGCUGCUGGUCAGCGGGAACGGCAUCCACCAGGCGGCGCUCAUGUCCUACAAGAGCGAGAUCCAGCACCUGCAGGUGGUGGCGGAGCAGGCCUAGGAGCGGGACAAGGUGAAGGUAGACCUGGACCAGGCUGAUCACAGGAACCUGCAGCUGGUCAGAGAGGUGGACGACCGCCACGCCAGCAUGGAGACCCUCAACCAGAGCCGGAUCAGGGACCUGGAGCAGGGCUUCCGUGAUAGGCUGGCGUCUCUGCGCAGUCAGUCGGAGCAGGAGAGCGAGGCGCUGCUGCAUCAGGCGGAGAGCGAGCGCCGCGCGCUGCAGGACGAGCUGCAGCUGCUCCGGGCGCAGGAGGCGGAGCUACAGGAGGAGCUUUGCAGCGCCGCACAGGAGAGCCGGCGUCUGGAGGAGGAGCUGAGGGCCGUGAAGCUGAAGCUGACCGACGCAGAGAGAUCGGUGAACAGGCUGCAGAGAGACCUGGACCAGCUGCUGCACCACAAGUUUGGCGGCUUGGACCCGGCGGGCGGCGCUCUGAGUCACGAGGAGCGCUUCUCCGACAUCAUCAGAGAGUACGAGCUGCAGCUGCGGGAGCUGCGGGACAGAAACGAUGAGCUGAGCUCAGAGCUGGAGGCGCUGCAGAGUCAGAGGACCGACAGGAAGUCCAGACGACCUGCAGGGAGCGACACCGACGCCGCUCUGAGCUGGACCCAACAACGGCCCGUCAGCACCGAGUCCGACUCUGACGACUCGGACAUGAAGCGCAGCUCGCCUCCUCUGGUCAGGAAGAAACUGCAGCCGGAAAAUAAAACGGCUCUGAGCUCUCUGGACGGGGCCCCGGGCCCCGCGGUCAGCAUUCAGACGGAGCUGGCUCUGGAGCAGCUGAAGCAGAAGCAGAGCCAGGAGCUACAGCAGCUGCGCAUCCAGCUGGAGACGCAGGUGAACUACUACGAGCGCAGCCUGGACCUGAUGAGGCAGAGCAUGGAGGUGGAGCGCAAAGACAUCUCCCAGGCCUUCAAGGUGGAGAUCAGCGAGCUGGAGGAGCAGAAGGCUCAGGCGGAGCAGCAGGUGCAGCAGCUGAAGGAGACUGUGGACAAACUGCAGCGCCAACAGGGGGGAGGAGCCGGAGGAGCAGGAGGGCGGAGCCACGAGCAGGAGCGCAGAAUGCAGCGGGAGCGCGCGGAGCUGGAGCAGAACUUUGCCCGAGAGAUCAGCAACCUGGUCCAGAGACUGAGCGCCGAGAAGGACCAGCUGGAGGCGGAGCUGAAGCUGAAGCUGGACCAGGAAGUGCUGCUGGUCAGGGAGGAGGCCGAGCAGCAGCGCUCUCAGAUGGAGCUGCAGCACGCCGAAGGCCAGCGCCGCAUCCUGCACCAGCUCCACCGGGAGCGCCGGCGGCUGCAGGAGCAGAGAGCAUUCUGGGAGGACCGGCUGGUCCAGGCGGAGCAAGUGAAGCUGCGGUGUGAAGAGCAGGCCAGGAUCUGCAGCCAGGUCUCCUCAGAGAGGACGAGGACGGAGGAGGAGGUGUCCACUCUGCAUCUGCGGGUCAGCCAAUCAGAGGCCGGCUUAAAGGAGCUGAGGGAGCGCUGCGCUCAGCUGGAGGACGACCUCGCGGCGUCUCGCGGGCGCUGCGCUCAGCUGGAGGACGACCUCGCGGCGUCUCGCGGCCGCAGCGCUCAGCUGGAGGACGACCUCGCGGCGUCUCGCGGGCGCUGCGCUCAGCUGGAGGACGACCUCGACCUCGCGGCGUCUCGCGGGCGCUGCGCUCAGCUGGAGGACGACCUCGCGGCGUCUCGCGGGCGCUGCGCUCAGCUGGAGGAGAGCGUCGCCUUCCUGGAGUCUCAGGAGGUUUUAAAUAAACGCCUGGUGGAGGAGAAGAGCUCUGCUGAGGAGGAGCUGCAGCUGCUGAAGACCCAGGAGGAGCAGCUCCUGGUCCAGGUGGCCCGGCUGAAGGAGGAGGUGGGAAACCUUCAGGCUGCGUCCGACGGGCUUCUGCAGGACCGGGACGAGGCGGCGGACAGCUGCGGCCGCCUCUCCAGCGCCUUCCUCCAGCAGGAGGUGCAGCUCAGAGCCAGGGAGCAGGAGCUGGAGGGUCUGCGGGAGGCCACCCGGAUCAAGGCUGAGGGUCUCUGCAGACAGACUGCUGAGCUGGACUCGCUGAAGACGGACCGCCACAGGCUGAUCCAGGACCUGAAGGACCAGGCCAUGGCUGUGGACAACCUGCAGCUGGAGCUGGACGGCGUCUCCGAGGAGUUGGACAGGAGGAGGGGCGCCGAGGAGAGUCUGCAGGAGGCUCUGAAGCAGGAGCAGACCAGGACCUCGCAGCUCCGGUCCAGGCUGGACGAGGAGAGGGAGGAGGUCUGUCGUCUGAGCCAGGAGAACGGGAGCUACACCCGGCUGGCCGACCAGCUCUCCACCCAGAUUGUAGAGAUGGAGGAGGAGAUCUCCACGCUCAGAGACCACCUCAGAGAGCUCAGCUCCCAGCUCAACGGGACCGCAGACCUGGUCCUGGAUCUCAGGAGGCAGCUAAACUCCAAAACCAGCGAAGUGGAUCGGCUGCGGGCCGAGGUGGCGGAAGCCAAGGCCUCGUCUGAAAAGCAUCGCAGCGACGCUGAGCAGCUGGACCGGGCCAGAGAGCAGGUCCUCCAGCUGCAGCAGGUCCUGCAGGACUCCCAGAACCAGCUGAGGACGGCUGAGGAGGACUUCCACCAGGAGAAGAGGAAGAUGAUGCAGCAGCUGAUGGAGCUGGAGAAGCUGGUCCUGGCCCUGGAGGAGGAGAUGGACCCGGCCAGCCCACACAGGACUCAGCUGGAGGAGGUCCGGUCAGAGAACGGGGCUCUGCUGGAGCGGGUGAGCCUGCUGCAGCAGGAAGUCCAGAACCUGGAGGACGACGUGGCCAAGAAGAGGAGGAGCCUGGAGGAGAUGGAGAGGGACCACGAGAGGAGCAGGGAGGAGGAGGAGCGGCUGCACAGGGAGAACUCCAGGUACCGGGAGGAGGUUCUGGACCUGAGCAGCAGAAACCUGCAGCUCAGCAACGACAACGCAGAGCUGAGCGCCCGUCCGGGAGACCAGGAGGCGGUCCGGAUGCUGCAGGAGCGCCUGGCGAUGGUCUCCAAGGAGCAGGAGGAGGCGGGAGCAUCGGUGCGGCGGCUGCAGGACGCGGCGCUGCAGCAGAGGGAGACGCUGCAGCAGCAGCAGCCUGGACGCAGGAGAGACAGCUGCUGCAGAGCGAGCGGCUCCUACAAAGACAAGCUUGGCGGCCUGUCGGCGCUGGAGGCGGAGCUCAGCAGCGUGACUCUGAAGCUGCGGUGGUUGGAGGACGACAAGGCCAAGCUGCUGCGAGACGCAGACGACAGAAACAAGAAGGUGGAGAAGCUGCAGCAGGCGGCGCUCUCCCUGGAGUCGGAGGCCGGCCUGCUUCGCUCUCAGCCAGCGCCGUCGGCCAGGGAGAAACUGGGCCACGUCCAGGAAGUGAGCGAGCUGCAGAGGAAGCUGCAGGACGCUCAGCGCAAGGUGGAGGAGCUGGAGACCAGCGUCAGGAAGCUGAUGAGGGAGAAGGAGGAGCUCCGUCAGGUUCUGGAGGAGCAGGAUGAGCAGGCCUCCAUCACUCUGCAGGAGGAGACCCAAAAACUGAGAGUCCAGAACCAGGAGCUCCAACACAAGCUGUCGGAGCUACAGGUCCAGGGUCAGGAGGUCCAGAAGCUGACCCAGGAGCAGCAGAACCUGAAGACCAAACUGAGCGAGCUGGAGACGGCCCGGACGCAGGCUCAGGACCAGGUGGCACGGGCCGACACGGCGCUCGGCCUGGUCCAGGCUCAGCACGUGAGGCGGCUGCAGGAGGCGCAGGAGCGAGCGGCCGGCCUCAGGGACCAGGUGCAGCUGCUGCAGGUUCGGCUGCAGGAGGAGCAGAGCAGGAGUCGGCAGCUGGAGGAGGCGCUGAGGCUGCAGGCCCGCAGGGCAGCACCCAGAUCCACGUCAAGCAGGUACCCACGGUCAGAGGGGUACUCCACUACCCACGAGUAUCACAGUACUUCUAGGAGUACCGCAGGGUCCCACAGAGUACUACAGGUCCCACAGAGUACUACAGUACUUCUAGGAGCACCGCGGGUCCACAGAGUAUACAGUACUUCUAGGAGCACCGCAGGGUCCCACAGAGUACUACAGUACUUCUAGGAGUACCGCAGUGUC